Molecule: messenger RNA, 1665 nt
Organism: Macroventuria anomochaeta
Lineage: Eukaryota; Fungi; Ascomycota; Dothideomycetes; Pleosporales; Didymellaceae
Product: TPR domain-containing protein
Exons: 1
Coding region: 1-1665 (554 amino acids)
Cellular component (GO): intracellular anatomical structure
Molecular function (GO): protein binding
Source: RefSeq, a predicted model, not a curated record
AUGCCUCCGUUCUCACGUCCGAUAACGACAUCCAAUCCUGCGGCGCAACGAUGGUUCAACCAUGGGCUCUCUUGGUGUUACUCAUUCAACCAUCCCGAGUCAUCGAGUUGCUUCGACAAGGCUAUCGAAGCCGAUGAGGACUGCGCAAUGGCAUGGUGGGGCAGAGCAUACUCCAACGGACCAAACUACAACUACAGCUGGGGACUGUUUGAACGAAAAGACCUAGAGGAAACUAUCAAACGCAGCCAUUUCGCCAUCAUAAAAGCUCAGUCGUUGUCUGUCUCGCACCCUCCCGUGGAGAAGGCAAUUAUCGCUGCAUUGUUGUAUCGAUUUCCAAGAGACAACAACCCAGACGAAGAUUUUGGGUCCUGGAACGCGGGCUAUGCGGAUGCUAUGAAGAAGGUCUACGACGAGUUUGGAGAUGAUCUUGAUGUCGCAUGCUUGUAUGCAGAUGCGUUGAUGAACCUGGCUCCAUGGAAACAGUGGGACGUCAAGACCGGUGCACCGAAUCCUCUUGCUCGUACUCUUGAGUCAAAAGCCGUUCUUGAGCGGGCUUUGGCUCAAGAAGGCGGCUUCGAUCACAUCGGAUUACUACACAUGUACAUUCACCACACGGAGAUGUCUACGAGGCCGGAACGUGCGCUUCCGGCUGCAAACCGGUUGCGUCAACUGGCUGGUGGCGCCGGUCACCUGCACCACAUGCCUUCACACAUUGAUGUGAUUAUUGGAGACUACAAUGCCUCCAUUGCAGCAAACAUCGCAGCGUGUGAAGCCAACGAGAAGCUUGUCGAGUACACUGGUCGCACCCACGACUUCUAUAUCCGUUACCGAAUGCACGAUUAUCACUCGCUCAUCUACGCCGCAAUGCACUCUGGUCGCUACCUGCCUGCCAUCGAAGCCGUCGACAAGAUGGAGGCAAAUCUUCCUGAAGACCUUCUGCGUAUACAAUCACCAAUGAUGGCAGAUUGGGUAGAGUCCUUCCUUUCUGUUCGUGUCCACGUGCUCAUCCGCUUCGGACGGUUCGAUGACAUUUUGAAUUUGCCACUUCCUGACGACCAAAAGUUGUACUGCGUCAAGACAGCAUCUCUCCAUUAUGCUAAGGGCGUAGCCUGGGCAGCUAAAGGAGAUGUCACGAAAGCAUUGGUAGAAAAGGAAGCAUUCCUGCAAGCCAAAGCCCAGGUACCGGCUUCCCGCAUGGACUUCCCGAACAGAUGCAUAGACGUGUUGGAAGUUGCGGAAGCAAUGUUGAAUGGCGAAAUCGAUUAUCGUCGCCAGAACUACGACGCUGCUUUUGCUCACCUCCGAAGGUCAAUCGAACUCGAUGAUGGUCUUGUCUUCAGCGAGCCCUGGGGAUGGAUGCAGCCUGCUCGCCACGCAUACGCAGCGCUGUCUUUGGAGCAGGGUCAUAUUGAAGAGGCGGCAAGAGCUUAUGCGGAGGAUCUAGGCUUCGCUGAGAACAUUCCGAGGGGUCGUCAGCAUCCGAACAAUGUCUGGGCAUUGCAUGGGUACCAUGAGUGUUUGGUCAGGCUGGGAAGGACGGCUGAGGCGAGAAUAGUUCAACAGUCUCUGAAGCUGGCUCUUGCGCUCUCCGAUGUUGAUGUCAAGUCGUCGUGUUAUUGCCGUCGUACUGAUAGUGAGCCGUUGGGCAAAGCAUCCUGUCACUGA